AUGGUCAAUUCAGAAAAUGCUAGUCGCGAGGAUUUUACGCGAUUGACGCUCGUACAAGAGCUUGCAGCCGGCUACAAUCUUGUGUUUAAUAUUGCAUCAAGUGUGCCUUCAAUUGCUGUAAAUAUCGUAUUUGGUUCCUACACUGACAGAUUUGGCCGUAAGUUCUUAAUGAUCAUUGCAAUGACUGGUACGUUACUGCGCGUAUUAAUAUGUGUUCUUGGUAUAUACACAACGAUGGACUUGGGACUAUUUAACAUCGCGUUCGCAGUCGAAGGGAUCAGUGGUCAGGUAUUUUCAUGGCUCCUCGCUAGCUAUGCCUAUGUUUCAGACAUAACAAACAGGAAGAAUCGUGCAAUAGGUAUUGUCCUAAAUGAGGUUUGUAUCGGAUUAGGUGUAUCUCUAUCAACGCUUAUUGGAGGCUUUCUUCUGCAAGAAUAUGGUUUUAAAAGUCCACUGUGGGUAUCGGCAGCGCUUAUCGUAACUGCAAUCGUGAUAACCGUGUUCGUAUUACCCGAAUCUUAUCCAAAGUAUAAACGCAUAGUGUCCUCGGAUCGAUGCAAGAACCAACGGCAAGCAGUGGAAUUUUACUACGCAUCAUGGAAUGAUGGGCUUAGGUUGAAAUACAUAUUAGCUUUACUUAUAUUCUUUUUCACAAUGUUAACAGUACUUGGGCGCUCCAGCAUUGAAUUAUUAUACCUACUAAAUGCACCUUUUUGUUGGACACCCCAGAAGAUUGGAAUAUUCAGUACAAUAAAAAUGGCGCUAUUUCAGGUUGUUGGGAUGUUUUCUAUCGCAAUUCUCAAAUUAUUUCUUGAAGAUACCUCUAUAGCUAUUAUCGGUAGCAUUUCGCUUGCUGUCGCUUAUGUCAUUGAAGGAUUGUCGACCAAUGAUAUAAUGAUCUAUGUAGUGUCACUGGUUGGCUCUCUUGGACUAUUAACAAUUCCAAUGAUAAGAAGUAUUAUGUCCAUAAUGACAACCCCUGACAGGCAAGGGGCUCUUGCGGCAAGCAUAUCAGUUUUAAACCAAAGUGCACCUUUUGCAAAAGUCAUUUUUAACGUAUCACCAGAAAACGGUUAG
Messenger RNA from Ruditapes philippinarum (Manila clam), 1077 nucleotides. RefSeq names its product proton-coupled folate transporter-like. The record is from RefSeq and is a predicted model, not a curated record. Gene Ontology annotation, molecular function: transmembrane transporter activity. NCBI's taxonomy places the organism in Eukaryota, Metazoa, Mollusca, Bivalvia, Venerida, Veneridae. The transcript is spliced from 3 exons. Gene Ontology annotation, biological process: transmembrane transport. Gene Ontology annotation, cellular component: membrane. Bases 1 to 1077 code for a protein of 358 amino acids.